AAGAACCCAGGACUCGUCCUCAUCCGACGCACACCGGCAGCCGGGCUCUCCUCCGUGGCAGGCUCCCACCAUGCUACUGUGACUGCGUGCGCGUUUCUGCCCCCUCGCCGUCCUCAUUCUCCGCUCUCCGAACUGCUCAACUUCUCCUCAGCGCUCCUGUCAAACUGAAUCCCGACCUUGACAGCGUGCCGCGGAGAGGAACUUUACAGGAGGAGGAGGCUCGGAGAGAGAGUGUGUUUGUGCUCCGUAUCUGGCGCUCCUCUCCAGAAAGGAAACGGAUUCGAGGGAAAAAAAAAGUCUGUUUUGGAGAAGCUGGAAGCCACUCGGUCGCGGACCAGGCAGGGAGGCUGAAGUUUGAAGUAGUAGAAGAAGGAAAACUGCAUCUCAAGGACGAGGGUGAAAGAAAAAAAGUAUGAGGAGCCGCUUCGCCUCGUUACAGGUGCAGCGAGAGACUGGCUGUUUGGACUUAACCUGGAUUCGUCUGGACUGAGUUGCAUCCGUCCUCGGAGCAAAACGCACGCUGCUUUGGCACCGAAAGGAAAAUAUUUUGAGGAACUAGAGCGGACUGUAAAACAAACACAGACUGUUUGACCGAAUUUCUCCGGUCGCCAGAGGCUACAGCAGCAUUUUUAUUUUCGCGCUCCCGGGGUUCGGUGCGCUCUGCCCGAUUCGACUCCCAGAGACACGGAGCAGCGGAACCGGGACACCACGGCCACGACCUCCGCCGGGCACUUGUUGUCCAGUCUGCGCCCCCACACCCGCCGGUUUGGGACCAUGUUUGAGGAGUCCUGGAGCAGAUCGAUGUGGCGCGCCACAUGGAUUUUAUUUUUUCCUUACUCAUCCACUCCACGCAAGCUCAAGAUGAUGUGCCUCCCUACUUCAAGACGGAACCGGUUCGUAGCCAGCUCCACCUGGAACGCAACCGGCUGGUGCUGACCUGUAUGGCAGAGGGAAGCUGGCCGCUGGAGUUUAAAUGGAUCCACAACAGCACAGAGUUAACACGCUUUUCUCUGGAGUACAGGUACCUAAUUCCGUCGUUGGACCGCUCCCAUGCAGGAUUCUACCGCUGCAUCGUGAGGAACCGAGUCGGAGCUCUUCUGCAGAGGCGCACCGAAGUACAAGUGGCCUUUAUGGGCAGCUUCGAGGAGGGCGAACGCUCCCAGUCGGUGUCUCAGGGCGAAGGCGCCGUCGUUCCAGCGCCACGGAUUCGCAGCUUCCCCCAACCGCAAGUUACCUGGUUUAGAGACGGACGCAAGAUUCCACCCAGCAGCCGCAUCGCCAUCACUCUGGACAACACGUUGGUUAUCUUGUCUACGGUGGCUCCAGAUGCCGGACGCUACUACGUGCAGGCGGUAAAUGACAAGAAUGGAGAGAACAAGACCAGCCAGCCCAUCACUCUGUCAGUGGAGAAUGUCGGAGGUCCAGCAGAUCCCAUCGCCCCCACCAUCAUCAUCCCUCCCAGGAACACCAGCGUGGUCACCGGCACCUCGGAGGUCACGAUGGAGUGCGUCGCCAACGCCAGGCCUCUCAUCAAGCUGAGCAUCUCGUGGCGGAAGAACGGCGUGUUGGUGAGCGGCGGUUUGAGCGACUUCAACCGCAGACUGACCAUCCUCAGCCCGGUGGUGAGCGACGCCGGAUACUACGAGUGCGAGGCCAUCCUCCGCAGCAGCAGCGUGCCGUCGGUCAGCGCUGGGGCUUACCUGCACGUCCUCGAGCCGCCACAGUUCAUAAAGGAACCAGAGAAACACAUCACCGCUGAGAUGGAGAAGGUGGUGGAUAUUCCCUGUCAGGCACGAGGAGUGCCCCAGCCAGACAUCGUGUGGUACAAGGACGCCUUACCCAUCGACCCGGUGAAGACGCCCCGCUACAGGGUGCUGGUGGGAGGCAGCCUGCAGGUCAACGGCCUGCUGCCCGAUGACACCGGCAUGUUCCAGUGCUUCGCCCGGAACUCGGCGGGAGAAGUUCAGACCAACACGUACCUGGCGGUUACCAGCAUCGCCCCGAACAUCACAACCGGCCCGUCCGACAGCACCGUGAUCGACGGGAUGUCAGUCAUCCUGCACUGCGAGACCUCCGGAGCCCCGAGACCGGCUAUCACCUGGCAGAAAGGCGAGCGAGUGUUGGCCAGCGGUUCGGUCCAGCUGCCCAGGUUCACCCUCCUCGAGUCGGGCAGUUUGCUCAUCUCCCCCUCGCACAUCUCCGACGCCGGCACCUACACCUGCAUGGCGAGCAACUCCAGGGGCAUCGACGAGGCGUCCGCUGACCUUGUUGUCUGGGCUCGCACCCGCAUCACCACACCCCCGCAGGACCAGAGCGUCAUCAAAGGAACUAAAGCCAUCAUGGCGUGUGGAGUCACGCAUGACCCCAGUGUGACCGUCAGGCAUGUGUGGGAAAAAGACGGCUCGGUCAUCAGCGUCCAGUCCAUCCCUCGCAUGCGGCUGGACGUGGACGGCACGCUGCACAUCUCCCAGACGUGGUCGGGCGACAUCGCCACGUACACCUGCAGAGUCACCUCGGUGGGAGGCAACGACUCCCGCAGCGCACACCUCCGCGUCAGGCAGCUGCCCCAUGCCCCAGAGAACCCUACAGCCUUGCUGAGCAAAUCUGAAAAAAGAGCCAUCGACCUGGCCUGGGCCAAACCCUUUGAUGGCAACAGUCCACUCAUUCGCUAUAUCCUGGAGGUUUCUGAGAACAAUGCUCCCUGGGCCAUCCUGCUCGCCAACAUCGAGCCUGAGUCCACAGCGGUGACGGUCAACGGCCUGAUCCCGGCUCGCUCCUAUCAGUUCCGCCUCUGUGCCGUUAACGACGUGGGGAAGGGCCAGUUCAGCAAAGAGACAGACCGUGUGUCUCUACCAGAGGAGCCCCCAAGUGCUGCUCCUCAGAACGUCAUCGCCAGCGGUCGCACCAACCAGUCCAUCAUGAUCCAGUGGCAGCCGCCGCAGGAAAGCCACCAGAACGGCAUCCUCAGAGGCUACACCAUCCGGUACCGCCUCACUGGGCUGCCUGUCGACUACCAAAUCAAGAACAUCUCCAGCCCAGAUGUGACCAACCUGCUGCUGGAGGACCUCAUCAUCUGGACCAACUAUGAGAUUGAGGUGGCUGCUUACAAUGGAGCAGGUUUGGGAACAUUCAGCCAUAAAGUGACCGAGUGGACUCUUCAGGGAGUGCCCACCAUCGCUCCGGGUAACGUGCAGGCCGAGGCGGUCAACUCCACCACGAUUCGUUUUACGUGGACGGCUCCCAACCCUCAGUUCAUCAACGGCAUCAACCAGGGCUACAAGCUGCUGGCCUGGGAACCUGGCAAAGACGACGAAGUUGCUAUGGUAACAGUACGACCGAACUUCCAGGACAGCGUCCAUGUGGGAUAUGUGACAGGUCUGAAGAAGUUCACUGAGUAUUACACCUCUGUGCUGUGCUUCACUACACCCGGAGACGGCCCCCGCAGCCCGCCUAAAGCAUUAAGGACACAUGAGGACACGCCAGGCGCCGUGGGUCACCUGAGCUUCACCGAGAUCUUGGACACCUCGCUCAAAGUGAGCUGGAGCGAGCCCAGCGAGAAGAACGGCGUCCUCACAGGUUACCGCAUUUCGUGGGAGGAGUACAACCGAACCAACACCAGAGUCACCCACUACAUGCCGAAUGUCACCUUAGAGUACAGGGUCACCGGACUCACCGCCCUCACUACCUACACUAUCGAAGUGGCAGGAAUGACCUCCAAGGGCCAAGGCCAGCUGUCUUCAUCCACCAUUUCCUCUGGCGUCCCACCAGAGCUCCCUGGUCCUCCUACCAACAUGGCAAUCUCUAAUAUUGGCCCACGAUCCGUCACCUUGCAGUUUAAACCUGGAUAUGAUGGCAAAACUUCCAUUUCCCGCUGGCUGGUGGAAGCCCAGGUGGGUGUGGUGGGAGAGAAUGAGGACUGGGUGAUGGUCCACCAGGUGUCCAACGAACCCGAGGCUCGCUCCUUAGAGGUUCCAGGUCUCAACCCGUACACCUUUUACAGGUUCCGCAUGCGCCAGGUGAACAUAGUGGGCUCCAGUGUUCCCAGUCAGCCCUCCAGGAAGAUCCAGACCCUCCCGGCUCCUCCUGACAUGGCCCCGGCCAACGUCACCCUGCGCACCGCCAGCGAGACCAGCCUCUGGCUACGAUGGAUGCCUCUGCCCGAAUGGGAGUACAACGGGAACGCCGAGCAGGUGGGCUACAAGGUUCAGUACUCCCGUGCAGGCUCGCAGGGCCGGGCGCUGAUCCACGUUAUCGCCGACCGUCUGGAGAGAGAAUUCACCAUCGAGGACCUGGAGGAGUGGACCGAGUACGAGGUCAGGGUCCAGGCUGUCAACGGCAUCGGGAUCGGGCCCUGGAGCCAGCCGGUCAGGGGCCGGACCAGGGAGUCUGUCCCCUCCAGUGGACCCACCAACGUGUCCGCCUUUGCCACCACCUCCAGCAGCAUCCUGGUGCGCUGGUUUGAAGUCCCAGAGCCAGACAGGAACGGCCUCAUUCUGGGCUACAAGGUGGUGUAUAAAGAGAAGGACUCUGACAGCGCCGUUCACUUCUGGACGGUGGAGGGAAAUGCCACCCACAGCGUCCAGCUGACCGGUCUGGGGAAAUAUGUGCUGUAUGAGAUCCAGGUUCUGGCCUUCACCAGGAUUGGAGAUGGACGGCCCAGCUCUCCACCCAUCCUGGAGAGGACUCUGGAUGAUGUUCCCGGACCUCCGGUGGGUAUCCUGUUCCCUGAAGUGCGAACCACCUCGGUCCGGCUCAUCUGGCAGUCCCCCGCUCAGCCCAACGGCAUCAUCCUGGCCUACCAGAUCACGUACCACCUCAACUCCACCAACAGCAACACGGCCACAGUGGACGUCCUGAACCCCAGCGCUCGCCAGUACACCGUCACCGGCCUCAAGCCGGAGUCCGUCUACGUGUUCCGCAUCACGGCGCAGACGAGGAAGGGCUGGGGCGAGGCGGCCGAGGCUUUGGUGGUUACCACGGAGAAAAGAGCUCGUCCCCAGCCCACCAGCCGUCCCAUGGUCCCUCAGAAGGACGUCCAGGCCCGCCAGGUGCUGCUUUCGUGGGAGCCGGGCAGCGACGGAUUGUCCCCGGUGCGUUACUACACCGUGCAGCUGAGAGAGCUUCCUGCGAGCAACUGGACGGUCCACUCUGCAUCCGUCAACCACGAGGCCUCAUCCUACAUCGUAUCCAGGCUGAAGCCCUUCACCUCGUACCAGUUCAGAGUCAAAGCCACCAACGACAUUGGAGACAGCGAAUACAGCGAGGAGAGCGAGGCCAUCACGACUCUACAGGACGCGCCCGACGAAGCGCCCACAAUACUUUCCGUCACGCCGCACACGACGACGUCGGUGCUGAUCCGCUGGCAGCCCCCCUCUGAGGAGAAAAUCAAUGGAAUCUUACUGGGCUUUCGGAUUCGAUACCGCGAGCUGCUGUACGACCGUCUCCGCAGUUACAUCCAUACGCUCAGCAGUGCGUCCACCUGGGCCGAGCUCACCGCCCCCUACAGCAUCCGAAACCUGAGCGACGCAACCCUGGCGCAGUACGAGUUGGACAAGCUCAGUAAACACAAGCGCUAUGAGAUCCGCAUGAGCGUGUACAACGCCGUGGGCGAGGGUCCAAGCAGCCCGCCGCAGGAGGUGUUUGUGGGAGAAGCAGUGCCUACAGCUCCUCCCCAGAACGUGGCCAUUCAGUCUGCAACAGCCACCCAGCUGGACGUGACCUGGGACCCUCCACCUGUAGACGCACAGAACGGAGACAUCCAGGGCUACAAGAUUUACUUUUGGGAGUUCCAGCGUAAGAAUGAGACGGAGCGUCUGCGGACUCUGUUCAUGCCUGAAGGAGGGGUGAAGCUGAAGAACCUGACGGGUUACACCACCUAUAUGAUCAGCAUAGCUCCCUUCAACGCUGCAGGGGAUGGACCCCGGAGCCCCCCGACGAGGGGACGCACUCAGCAAGCAGCUCCCAGUGCUCCCAGCUUCAUUCACUUCAGUGAGCUGACCACCACCUCCGUCAACGUGUCCUGGGGCGAGCCCACCUUCCCCAACGGGAUCAUCGAGGGCUACCGUCUGGUGUACGAACCCUGCACACCUGUAGAUGAGUCUUCAGUGGCCUGUGCCGACUGUCUUCACUCCCCCUCCCCCCCAGGCGUCAGUAAGACGGUGACGGUGGACGUGAAGGGGAGCGGACCCCUCUGGCUCAAGCUCAAAGACCUGGCCGACGGCGUCACGUACAACUUCCGCAUCCGGGCCAAAACUUUCAUCUACGGGCCCGAGGUGGAAGCCAACAUCACCACCGGACCGGGCGAAGGAGCCCCCGGACCCCCAGGAGAACCCUCUAUAACACGCCACAGUUCGGCUCUGACCAUCCAGUGGAGAGGCGGGGAUCCGGGUCGAGCUCCAAUAACGCGCUACGUCAUCGAGGCCAGACCCUCAGAUGAGGGCUUGUGGGAUAUCUUAAUCAAGGACAUCCCCAAGGAUGCGACGUCGCACACGUUCAACAUGGACAUCCUGAAGCAGGGGGUCAGUUAUGACUUCCGGGUAAUUGGAGUGAACGACUACGGCUAUGGCUCUCCCAGUCUACCUUCUCCCUCUAUAUCCGCCCAAAAAGUGGCUCCUUUCUACGAGGAGUGGUGGUUCCUGGUGGUGGUGGCUCUGGUGGGACUCAUCUUCAUCCUGCUGCUGGUUUUCAUCCUCAUUAUCAGGGGACAGAGCAAGAAAUAUGCAAAAAAGUCUGAAUCAGGUAACAACUCCAACUGCAACGCCUUGACCCACGGAGACAUGGUGAGCCUGGACGAGGGCCGCUUCCCCGCCCUGGAGCUCAACAACCGACGUCUGUCUGUGAAAAACUCUUUCUGCCGCAAGAACGGCGUCUACACCAGGUCUCCUCCCAGGCCCAGUCCAGGCAGCCUUCACUACUCAGACGAGGACGUCAGCACCAAGUACAACGAUCUGAUCCCUGCAGAGAGCAGCAGCCUCACCGAAAAGCCCUCUGAGAUCUCUGACUCUCAGGAGGCGCUGGUGUUUUCAUAUGGGACAGGUGGCCUACAUACACUUCCACUGCAUUUGGGCAGCGACAGCGAGUACGAGGUGGAUCCCAACCGGCAGAAGACCCACUCCUUCGUCAACCACUACAUCAGCGACCCCACCUACUACAACUCGUGGCGCCGCCAACAGAAAGGCAUAUCUCGGGCGCAGGCCUACAGCUACACGGAGUCCGAGUCGGGAGACCCGGAUCACUGCGCCCCGCCGCCGCUGCCUCCUCUACCUCCGCUGCCACCCCAGCUCAGCUCCCCCAGCCCCCAGCCUCAGCAGGCCCAGGGCCAGCCCCAGGGCCAGGGCAGCCUCUUUAGGCCCAAAGGCAGCCGGACUCCCACCCCUUCCCAGCAGAGCUCCAACCCCCCCAGCCAGCACAGCACCCUUUACAGGCCCCCAAGCAGCCUAGCCCCCGGCUCACGGGCUCCCAUCGCUGGCUUCUCCUCCUUUGUGUGAAAAAUGCUGAAAAAGGACAUUGAAACUUCUGGAAAUAUCUACCCAGCUCGUGUUGAAGGAGAACAUAGCAUUGUAUAAUGCACAGUCAGCCCAAUCAAGUCAUCCACAUCCCUUUAUUUUCAUUACUUUUUUGUUUUUUUGUCUGUUAUUUUUCUUUAGCCAGCCUGGAUAUAUGCAGAACAUCAGACUUUUUGGAGCACUUUUUCUUGUUUGUUUGUUUAAUGUGUGGAAGUGUGCCAGUGUAGACUUUGAUUUUUCUCACCGGUUGAUAAAAUAUUCUCUGCAACAUCCACUCACUUUUAUUUUGCUUUUGAACUACGUGCAUGGUUUUUGCUUAUCAUUUAUUUCCUCCUUGUCUUUUUUGUUGAUACUUGUUUUGGAUCGCAGUCAGUGGUAUUCUGUUUGAUUCUGUACAAAGUCACAAGAAUCUUUGAAAAACACACGCGCAUAUAAAUAUAUACAUAUAUAUAUAAAUAUAUAUAUAGUAGACGUACCUAGAAGACAAAAUCAAUCAGUGCAAACUCUGCUCUGAUGGAGACUGAUAUCACAAUAUGAUGGAGCCAUAUAAUGGAAGAGAAAGGACAAGAGUUUGUUGGGACUGGAUGUAAAAACAACAAAAAAAGGGAAGUGGUAAAGGAGAGACGCAGAGGUGGAAUUCAUGCCAAAUUGAAGAAAUUUUAAUGUGCUGGCCAGGAGAGGUUAAAAAUGGACACUGAAGAAACAAUCAUGCAUUUCCAUGGAAACAGCUCUCUGGCCUUCAGCACACAAAUCCAUAGAACAACGUGUGGGUCAGAUGUCAGCGACUGUGCUGAGCCGGAGGGACCCUGCAGAUAUAUGGGAGUGAGUGUAUAUCUGUCCAAGUGAAAGUGUCUAAGUCUUUUCUUGUGAGUGUGUUACAGUGGAUCAAAGAUGCCUUGAUAGAGAAACACUUAUUUAUGAUAUCUGGCACCAGAUGUGACUGAACUGCUGACGGUGCCCUUGACUGUGGCAUCGCGACGGCCCCGCACUUACAAGAGCCUUCUUUUCAGUCCCGACAGAUGUGGGCCGUGAACUGACUUGCAUACACAACCCAUGUUUCAUAUUUCACCCUUUGCUGGCUCACAUAUAAACACAUCAGUCUACUGAAACGCUUCGAAACCUAAGAGGCGAAAGCUGUCGACGGCGGGGAGGACUGUCACACGUGGGCGCCGCCGCUGGUUCUGCCUAAAUGUAAUGAUUUUGAUAAGAGAUUUUUUUUCUUUCCCGUUCCCUCCCUGCUUGGAUAACUCUUCCCUGCCACUGAUCACGAUCACCGGGCAGCGCUGAGCCUGCGCCAAGAGAUGAUGUCAUGGAAUUGCCUCACCUCUCCCCCCUCCUUCCUUCUUUUGUGUAAUCAACCACUCUGUACUAUUCAGGUGUGACUGUGCUGUCCACGAUGCCGACGCGUGUGUGCGUGCUUACACUACUCGUGCGUAAGCUUUUACAGAUCAUUUCACUGUGUGUCUGUUUAUAAAGAGAUUGUCCUGCAGCAAACUGUAAAACCUGCCUGGAGUGAGCGCCACAGGGGGCUUCGGCGCCGUCCGAGCCUCCUGCCAGGCGAGCUCACAACGCUAUAGUGAAGACUCAGUGGUGUGUUUCUAGUUUCCAUAGUUCCAAAACAAAAAUGCAAAAAAAAAUGUCAUCUAUUUUUUUUCUUUCUCUCUGUGGGGUGAUUUCAUUGUACGCAACAAAAGCUUAUCAUGCAGAAUCUGAAUGAAUAUAUGAUCACAGUACAUUUCUGAAAUAAAUUAUUUUUCAAUGUUG
This is a messenger RNA of Acanthochromis polyacanthus (spiny chromis), 9269 nucleotides long. RefSeq names its product sidekick cell adhesion molecule 2b (gene sdk2b). The record is from RefSeq and is a predicted model, not a curated record. Gene Ontology annotation, molecular function: protein binding. Lineage: Eukaryota; Metazoa; Chordata; Actinopteri; Pomacentridae. The transcript is spliced from 46 exons. The coding region runs from base 816 to 7487 and encodes 2223 amino acids.